GGAGGGAGAGGGCGGGAGAGAUUAGUUUGGGAAGUAGCACGGAUUGCUCAUCCGAUCCGUGCAGCCGCAGGGAGUGUGUCAAGUUACAGAGGCGCCGGAAUCGGCCCCAGCGCUCCUCGGCGACGGCCGCGACCCACCUCUGCCCAUGGGGCCCUCCGAGCGAACCCCUGCUCCCGGGGACUGAAACUGGCUGGCCCGGGGGACGCGAGACGCCCAGCGGCGCAGACUGCGCGGCACCAACGAGAGGAAUCUGCACGCGCUGGAAGGGACAGGAGCGCGGAGAGCCGGCCAGAUGCCCCUAACUUUCCUGGACUUGCAACCUUCUUCGAAAUAACUUUUUUCUCACUUGGUUGUACUCUGAUUUCCGCUGGUCGUGAUUUUCGGCUUUCCUCCUCCUACUGCUAAUUUUUGUUGUCCUCUUUGCCCGGAGCAAAGGAAAGGGACGCUUGCCAGCAACACGAGCCCUUUCCCCCAACUCCGCAGUUUGGACCGCGCUUUUCGGCAGCGGCUCUGGCCUUUAUUUAUUCUAUUUAUUUAUUGGUUCUCAAGACGUGAGGGAUGGUGGCGGAGCGCGCUCGCAAAGCUGCAGCCUCCGGCGCCCGCGGCCCUGGAGAGCUGGGUGCCCCGGAGCAAAGGAAAGGGACGCUUGCCAGCAACACGAGCCCUUUCCCCCAACUCCGCAGUUUGGACCGCGCUUUUCGGCAGCGGCUCUGGCCUUUAUUUAUUCUAUUUAUUUAUUGGUUCUCAAGACGUGAGGGAUGGUGGCGGAGCGCGCUCGCAAAGCUGCAGCCUCCGGCGCCCGCGGCCCUGGAGAGCUGGGUGCUGGGUGCAGCCGAGCUGCAGGCCCGGGUGGUGCGCCUGGAAGCGGAGCGCGGGGAGCAGCAAAUGGAGACGGCUAUUUUGGGACGAGUCAACCAACUGCUGGACGAGAAAUGGCGACUCCAUUCGCGGAGGCGCCGGGAGGCCCCAAAGAUGUCUCCAGGAUGUAACUGCCCACCAGGACCUCCUGGCCCCACUGGAAGACCUGGGCUCCCUGGAGACAAAGGUGCCAUUGGGAUGCCUGGACGUGUGGGCACCCCUGGAGAUGCCGGGAUGUCCAUCGUUGGUCCCCGAGGACCCCCUGGUCAGCCGGGCACUCGGGGCUUUCCUGGAUUUCCGGGUCCCAUUGGGCUGGAUGGCAAACCGGGCCAUCCCGGACCAAAAGGGGAGAUGGGCCUGAUGGGUCCCCGAGGACAGCCGGGAUCUCAAGGACAAAAAGGAGAAAAGGGCCAGUGUGGCGAGUACCCACACCGGAAGCAUCUGAGCAGCACUCUAGCGGCUCUGUGCUCCAACCAGAUAAUCACCCUGAAGCUGCUGCCUCUCCUCAAUUCAGUGCGGCUGGCUCCACCCCCAGUCAUAAAAAGGCGGACUUUCCAGGGUGAGCAGGGCCAGGCUGGCAUUCAAGGCCCACCAGGGCCACCAGGCCCCCCUGGACCAAGUGGACCUCUGGGGCACCCAGGAUUGCCAGGGCCGAUGGGGCCACCCGGCUUACCUGGGCCUCCAGGACCAAAGGGAGAUCCAGGGAUCCAGGGCUUCCAUGGCCGGAAGGGAGAGCGGGGCAUGCCGGGGAUGCCAGGCAAGCAUGGAGCCAAGGGGGUUCCUGGAGUCACCGUGGCUGGGAUGAAGGGUGAGUCAGGGACCCCAGGAGCCAAGGGUGAGAAAGGGGCUGUUGGCUCCCCUGGGCUCCCUGGCCUCCUGGGACAGAAGGGAGAGAAGGGCGAUGCUGGCAACUCCAUUGGAGGGGGCAGGGGGGAGCCAGGCCCCCCAGGGCUGCCUGGGCCCCCUGGACCUAAGGGAGAAGCGGGUGUCGAUGGCCAGGCCGGCCCCCCAGGACAGCAAGGAGACAAGGGGCAGCCAGGAGAAGCUGGAGAACAGGGACCAGCUGGCCCCAAGGGCUCCAAGGGAGAACCCGGGAAAGGAGAAAUGGUGGAUUACAAUGGAAACAUCAAUGAAGCCCUCCAGGAGAUCCGGACACUGGCCUUGAUGGGGCCUCCUGGUCUUCCCGGGCAAACUGGCCCACCCGGAGCUCCAGGGAGUCCAGGCCAGAAGGGGGAGAUUGGACUACCAGGCCCUCCAGGACACGAUGGGGAAAAGGGACCUCGUGGCAAACCAGGAGACAUAGGUCCCCCUGGUCUCCAAGGGCCUCCGGGGAAAGAUGGACCUCCAGGAAUGAAGGGAGAGGCUGGAUACCCAGGGAGCUCCGGAGAGAAAGGGGAGACUGGACAAGCAGGCUCACCGGGAGAAAAAGGAGAAGCUGGAGAGAAGGGUGACCCAGGAGCAGAGGUUCCUGGGCCACCAGGGCCAGAGGGGCCUCCUGGACCUCCGGGGCUCCAAGGUCUACCUGGACCAAAGGGGGAAGCAGGACUAGAUGGAGCAAAAGGAGAGAAGGGUGUCCAGGGAGAAAAAGGAGACCGAGGGCCUCUGGGAUUACCCGGAGCUUCAGGUUUGGACGGCAGGCCGGGGCCACCGGGUACCCCAGGACCAAUUGGCAUUCCAGGCCCUGCAGGACCAAAGGGCGAGAGGGGCAGCAAAGGAGAUCCAGGGAUGACAGGACCAACAGGAGCAGCUGGGCUUCCUGGUUUACACGGACCACCCGGGGACAAAGGAAACCGGGGGGAGAGGGGGAAGAAAGGCUCUAGAGGGCCUAAAGGGGAUAAGGGAGACCAAGGAGCACCUGGAUUGGAUGCCCCCUGUCCGUUGGGUCAAGACGGCCUGCCGGUCCAGGGCUGCUGGAACAAGUGAUGCCUCUAACCUUGGAUUGGCCUGUGUGUGUGUUUAUACAUAGAAUAUUUAUUUUUAUACAGUUUUCACUUUUUGAAAAUGCCAGAAGUAUGAUGCGUCUUACAGAUUAUUAAAAGAAAGAGAAAAACUUGCAUAUUUUGUACAGAAAAUAACACCUGUCCCCUUUUGUUUACAAGAUGUUUUGUGUAAGUCUGUCUCUAAUACACUUUCUGUUUGUGAGUACAGCCCUGAUGUUUGCAUGGUACUUGUGCACACUUAUUACAUAUAGAAGCUUAAUAAAUUAUUGUGCUCCGGUGCCAAAGA
Molecule: messenger RNA, 3084 nt
Organism: Fukomys damarensis (Damara mole-rat)
Lineage: Eukaryota; Metazoa; Chordata; Mammalia; Rodentia; Bathyergidae
Gene: Col13a1
Product: collagen type XIII alpha 1 chain
Exons: 40
Coding region: 559-2781 (740 amino acids)
Source: RefSeq, a predicted model, not a curated record